UACAUGUGUACAUACUUCUGGGAUAAAGAUUGUGGUACAUUUUAUUGGUAUGCAAUAUGAUUGAAGAUUGCUCACUCCGAAAGGUUUUAAGUUGCAGUCAAGACACCCUUUAAAAUUAUGGACAGUCCCGAGGCACCCUUUAAAAUUAUGGACAGUCUUGAGGCACCCCAUUCUAAAAUGGGGUACCUCAAGACUGUCCAUACUUUUAAAAGGGCACCACAUUCUAAAAUGCGAAAAACUAUU
This is a messenger RNA of Staurois parvus, 243 nucleotides long. The record is from the annotation of a GenBank genome assembly. NCBI's taxonomy places the organism in Eukaryota, Metazoa, Chordata, Amphibia, Anura, Ranidae.